UGUUUUCCGUCUGAUUCAGAUGUGAAACUUUUCCCGUGGCCUCUCACCCAGUUGCUGUGUGUUGCCUCUCUGUCUCAUCACUCCCUUCUUCCUCCAGCCAGGCCCCUCCUGUGCCCCUCCCCAGAGUUCUCUUUGGUCAGUAGCUCAGUUCUGCUGAGACCUGGAGGAGGAAGUUGGGCCCAAGAGGGAGUCAUUCCCCCAGGGGGCCCUGGGGACCCCUGGGGCGGCAUUUUGAUCCUCUGAAGUAGGACACUUUGAUUCCCAUGGCAAAUCCUGUUCCUGUGCAGAGGAGCCACCUUCAGGGCCCCAUCCUCAGGGACAGAGAGGCUGUGGACAUGUACCACCCCGCCUUCCCUGCCAUGACCAACGGAUGUAAUGGAAGCAUCUUUUGAUUGCUGUUGAUGCCACAGCUCACUCUGCUGGGGGAAACUGGCAGUCUCAGCUCUUGGUUAUUCAGGCUAUGAAACAGAUCAUUCCCAGAACAUCAACCCGGGGGCUUGUACCUGGCUCAUUCUGCUGGGCCUGGGCAGUCUGAACAAGAGUUUUCAGGAAGCACUGACUGAAGAGAGGUGUGGGGAGGUCAGAGGUUGCGCUACAUGGUGAAGCAGCUGGAGAACGGGGAGGUAAACAUUGAAGAGCUGAAGAAGAACCUGGAAUACACAGCUUCUCUGCUGGAGGCUGUCUACAUAGACGAGACACGGCAAAUCUUGGACACGGAGGACGAGCUGCAGGAGCUGCGGUCAGAUGCCGUGCCUUCGGAGGUACGAGACUGGCUGGCCUCCACCUUCACCCAGCAGGCCCGGGCCAAAGGCCGCCGCGCAGAGGAGAAGCCCAAGUUCCGGAGCAUCGUGCAUGCGGUGCAGGCUGGGAUCUUUGUGGAACGGAUGUUCCGGAGAACGUAUACCUCUGUGGGCCCCACCUAUUCCACUGUGGUCCUCAACUGUCUCAAGAACCUGGACCUCUGGUGCUUUGAUGUCUUUUCCUUGAACCGGGCAGCAGAUGACCACGCCCUGAGGACCAUUGUUUUUGAGUUACUGACUCGGCAUAACCUCAUCAGCCGCUUUAAGAUUCCCACUGUGUUUUUGAUGACUUUCCUGGAUGCACUGGAGACAGGCUAUGGGAAGUACAAGAACCCUUACCACAACCAGAUCCACGCAGCUGAUGUUACCCAGACAGUCCAUUGCUUCUUGCUCCGCACAGGGAUGGUGCAUUGCCUGUCGGAGAUCGAGGUCUUAGCCAUCAUCUUCGCUGCAGCCAUCCAUGACUAUGAGCACACAGGCACUACGAACAGCUUCCACAUCCAGACCAAGUCGGAAUGUGCCAUCUUGUACAAUGAUCGCUCAGUGCUGGAGAAUCACCACAUCAGCUCUGUCUUCCGAAUAAUGCAGGAUGAUGAGAUGAACAUUUUCAUCAACCUCACCAAGGAUGAGUUUGUAGAGCUACGGGCCCUGGUCAUCGAGAUGGUGUUGGCCACGGACAUGUCCUGCCAUUUCCAGCAAGUGAAGUGCAUGAAGACAGCCUUGCAGCAGCUGGAGAGGAUUGACAAGUCCAAGGCCCUGUCUCUACUGCUCCAUGCUGCCGACAUCAGCCACCCAACCAAGCACUGGUCGGUUCACAGCCGCUGGACCAAGGCCCUCAUGGAGGAGUUCUUCCGCCAGGGCGACAAGGAGGCAGAGCUGGGCCUGCCCUUUUCUCCCCUGUGUGAUCGGACUUCCACUCUGGUGGCACAGUCGCAGAUUGGGUUCAUUGACUUUAUCGUGGAUCCCACCUUCUCUGUGCUGACUGAUGUGGCCGAGAAGAGUGUCCAGCCCCUGGUGGAUGAGGACUCCAAGUCUAAGAACCAGCCCAGUUUCCAGUGGCGCCAGCCUUCUCUGGAUGUGGAAGUGGGAGACCCCAACCCUGAUGUGGUCAGCUUCCGCUCUACCUGGACCAAAUACAUUCAGGAGAACAAGCAGAAAUGGAAGGAACGGGCAGCAAGUGGCGUCACCAACCAGAUGUCCAUUGACGAACUGUCCCCUUGUGAGGAAGAGGCCCUGCCCUCCCCUGCCGAAGAUGAACACAACCAGAAUGGGAAUCUGGACUAGCCUGGGGCUGGCCCAGGUCCUCAAUGAGUCCAAAGUCUUUGAUGUCAUCAGCACCAUCCAUCGGGACCGGCUCCCCCAUCUGCUCCAAGGGAGCAUGGAGGUUGAGGAACAGACAACCCACCCGAAGGCCAAAUGCCAGAGAUUGUGGGGUUGGGGGAAGGGCCCCUCCCCACCUGACACCCAUUGGGGUGCACUUUAAUCUCCCAGCAGGAAGUCUGGGGAACUUCAGGCUCCCAGUGGUCACUGUGCCCAUCCCCCUGCCUCUGGACUCCCCCCACUUCUCCCCCUGCCCCCAUCCCGAGGCCAGAUGGCUGGCUGGGAGUGGGGAGCUUCUUGGAGGCCUCCCAGGGCCCAGGGGGGAGGGUCAGAGAUGCCAGCCCCUGGGCCCUCCCCCAUCCUUUUUGCCUCCAAGUUUCUAAGCAAUACAUUUUGGGGGGUUCCCUCAGCUCCCCCCAGAUCUUAGCUGGCAGGUCUGGGUCCCCCUUUUCCUCCCCUGGGAGGGGCUGGAAUAGGAUAGAAAGCUGGGGGUUUUCAGAGCCCUGAGUGUGGAGAGGGGAGUGGGCUUCUUCAGGGCAUGGGACCUUUCUAGGGCCUGGGAAUGCGGGGGUGUUCUCUUUACCCCAGACCUAUACUGCUUCAGCGCCAUCCCCAGCCUCCCCGCCCCACCCCA
This is a messenger RNA of Mirounga angustirostris (Northern elephant seal), 2754 nucleotides long. It is a transcript of the gene PDE1B, whose product is annotated as phosphodiesterase 1B. The transcript has 16 exons. Bases 597 to 2084 code for a protein of 495 amino acids. The record is from RefSeq and is a predicted model, not a curated record. Gene Ontology annotation, molecular function: calmodulin-activated 3',5'-cyclic-GMP phosphodiesterase activity. Gene Ontology annotation, biological process: signal transduction. Lineage: Eukaryota; Metazoa; Chordata; Mammalia; Carnivora; Phocidae. Gene Ontology annotation, cellular component: neuronal cell body.